Trichoderma breve is the source of this 1662-nucleotide messenger RNA. Its product is annotated as ATP-sulfurylase domain-containing protein. Gene Ontology annotation, molecular function: adenylylsulfate kinase activity; sulfate adenylyltransferase (ATP) activity; ATP binding. Gene Ontology annotation, biological process: sulfur amino acid metabolic process. Lineage: Eukaryota; Fungi; Ascomycota; Sordariomycetes; Hypocreales; Hypocreaceae. The transcript has 6 exons. Gene Ontology annotation, cellular component: cytoplasm. The record is from RefSeq and is a predicted model, not a curated record. Bases 1 to 1662 code for a protein of 553 amino acids.
AUGGCCAACUCUCCUCACGGCGGUGUCCUCAAGGACCUCUUCGCUCGCGAUCUGCCUCGCCAGGCCGAGCUGCUGGAGGAGUCGGAGACUCUCCCCGCGCUCGUGCUCUCUGAGCGUCACCUUUGCGACUUGGAACUGAUUCUUAACGGUGGAUUUUCGCCUCUGGAAGGCUUCAUGACCGAAAAGGAUUACAACCGAGUGGUCAAGGAGAACCGCCUCGAAAGCGGCUUGCUCUUCAGCAUGCCCAUCACCCUCGACGUGAACCAGGCCCAGAUCGACGAGCUGUCCAUCAAGCCGGGCGCAAGACUUACUCUGCGCGACUUUCGAGAUGACCGAAAUCUAGCCAUCCUAACGGUCGAGGAUGUGUACAAGCCAGACAAGGUUCAAGAGGCCAAGCUGGUCUUUGGCAGCGACGACGACACCCACCCCGGUGUCAAGCAUCUCUUCAGCGUUGCACAGGACUUUUACGUCGGUGGAAAACUCGAGGCCAUUAGCCGCCUUGAGCACUACGAUUUCCUCGACCUGCGCUUCACCCCCGCAGAGCUGCGAUCGCACUUUAACAAGCUCGGCUGGCAAAAGGUCGUUGCUUUCCAGACGCGAAACCCGAUGCACCGCGCUCACCGUGAGCUGACAGUCCGAGCCGCUCGUUCGCAGCAGGCAAACGUGCUCAUCCACCCGGUCGUUGGCCUCACGAAGCCCGGUGACAUUGACCACUUCACUCGUGUCCGUGUCUACCGUGCUCUGCUGCCGCGAUACCCCAACGGCAUGGCCGCCCUCGCUCUGCUGCCCCUGGCCAUGCGCAUGGGAGGUCCUCGAGAGGCGCUGUGGCACGCCGUGAUCCGCAAGAACCACGGCGCCACUCACUUCAUCGUCGGCCGUGACCACGCCGGUCCCGGCAAGAACAAGAACGGCAAGGACCACUACGGCCCCUACGAUGCGCAGAUCCUUGUGCAGCAGCACCAGGAGGAGCUGGGCAUCAAGAUGGUUGAGUUCCAGGAGAUGAUUUACAUCCCGGACCGUGACGAGUACCUUCCCGCCAACGAGAUCCCCGAGGGCACUCGCACCAUGAACAUUUCGGGCACGGAGCUGCGCAACCGCCUGCGAACCGGAAAGGAGAUUCCCGAGUGGUUCUCGUAUCCCGAGGUCGUCAAGGUGCUGCGCGAGCAGAACCCGCUGCCUCGCGAAAAGGGUUUUACCGUCUUCCUGACGGGCUACCAGAACAGCGGAAAGGACCAGAUUGCGCGCGCUCUGCAGGCCACGCUCAACCAGGGCGGUGGCCGCCGCCAGGACCGAAGCCUCAACAUUGGCCGCAUUGCCUUUGUCGCCUCGGAGCUGACCAAGGCCGGUGCCGCCGUCAUUGCAGCCCCGAUUGCCCCCUACGAGGAUGCCCGUCAGCACGCCCGCGAGCUGGUUGAGAAGUCCGGCCCCUUCUUCCUUGUCCACGUGGCCACGCCGCUCGAGCACUGCGAGAAGACGGACCGCAAGGGCGUUUACCAAAAGGCCCGUGCCGGAGAGAUCAAGGGCUUCACCGGUGUCGACGACCCUUAUGAGACGCCCAAGAAGGCCGACCUGACUGUCGAUUUGACGCAGCAGAACGUCCGCUCGAUUGUGCACCAGAUUAUCCUGCUUCUUGAGAGCAACGGUCUCCUGGACCGACUGUGA